GUGGUGCGCGCGGCGACAGCGGCGGCGCGUGGCAGGUCCGGCGGGCGCGAGGCGGUGGCGGUGGCGGCGGCAGCGGCCUGAGCCCGGCCCAGCCUCGUCCCGCCCGGCUGCCCCGACCCGAACCCUGCCCGCCCGCUCGCCCGGCUCGCCCGGCGCGCCGCGGCCCCGCCCCGGUCCGGCGCCUCCCGAGGGAGCGGCGCCGCCGGCCGAGCGCAGGCCUGGCCAUGACCGACUUCAAAUUGGGCAUCGUGCGGCUCGGCCGGGUGGCUGGGAAGACCAAGUACACCCUGAUAGAUGAGCAGGACAUCCCGCUGGUGGAGGGCUACUCCUUUGAGGCCCGGAUGGAAGUAGACGCAGACGGAAAUGGUGCUAAGAUAUUUGCAUAUGCCUUUGACAAAAAUCGAGGAAGGGGGUCAGGAAGGCUUCUCCAUGAGCUGCUCUGGGAGCGGCACAGGGGAGGCAUCGCUCCCGGGUUCCAGGUCGUGCAUCUCAACGCUGUGACUGUGGACAAUCGCCUAGACAACCUGCAGCUGGUGCCGUGGGGCUGGCGGCCCAGAGCCGAAGAGACGUCCAGCAAACAGAGGGAGCAGAGCCUGUACUGGCUUGCGAUCCAGCAGCUGCCCACCGACCCCAUCGAGGAGCAGUUCCCAGUCCUGAACGUGACGCGGUUCUACAACGCGAACGGGGACGUGGUGGAGGAGGAGGAGAGCUCCUGCACCUACUACGAGUGCCACUACCCGCCCUGCACGAUGAUCGAGAAGCAGCUCCGGGAGUUCAACAUCUGCGGGCGAUGCCAGGUGGCCCGGUACUGCGGCUCCCAGUGCCAGCAGAAGGACUGGCCGGCCCACAAGAAGCACUGUCGGGAGAAGAGGCGCCCCUUCCAGCAGGAGCUCGAGCCGGAGCGAUGACUGGGUGUGGGCGGCCGCACAGCCCUGCGAGGCGUCGGCCUUCCGCGGGCACCUCGGACAUGGUGGUGGCUGAGCCUGGCGGUGCUGAAGAAGCCGGCGCUGCGCCCACUGCGGCGCGGCGGAGGCCCCUCGUCGCGGCGCCGGCGCCUCGUGCUGUGGCACAGCGCGGCCCUGGGGGCGUUCUCCGGGGUAGAGACGGACGAGCCGGGGGGGCUCCCGCCAGGAUGCUUCUCAUUAUUUAUAUGUUAAUAUGUUUGUAAACUCAUGUACAGUUUUUUGGGGGGAGGGACUGGAGGGUUAGAGAGUACGAAUAGAACCGUUUGUUGUAAACUUCAGACGGCAGGCGGUCUGCCGCGUGUCUCACUGUCGGGGAGCAGGCGCCGCUCCCCGCGGGCGUGCCGCUGGGGCCUGGCAUCCAGGGGCAGUCCAGGCGGGCACCCGGCGUCCCCGGCUCUGUGCUCUUCCUUCCCGCUGAGCACCUCUCCCGUGGGUCCUGGGGGUGGUGGGGGUGGGGCCUGCCCUGCUCCUGGACUCCUCCAGGGAAUGGCUGGCAGCAGGAGGGAGGCCAGGCCCAUUCUUGUCCUGUGGCCGAGCAGGCCAGCCCCUCCGGAGCAGCAUGGGGUGACCGCAGCCUGGUUCUGGAAGGUCGUUGCCUGCACUCCAUUCAGUGGCUGGGAGCUCUGUGGGGGCCUGAGGCCCUGCCUGUGCACUGAAGAGGCCAGGGUGCCUGAGCUCUGCCCCCUCCCAACCCCCACGGGGCUGGGUCUUCCUCUCCCUUCCUGGAGCCAGAUGUCCAAGUGCGGGGCAGCCUCUGGGCUGGCAUCUGGUCAGUCUCCAGGUCCGGCCAGUUCACUGGGGGCCUUGCUUCUUGGCCAUCUCUGCUCGGACGGACCCGGCUGUCCCUGGCCCUGUAGGCACUUCUGUCCUUCCCCUGGUGCAGCUCCUCUGCCCCCCCUCCACAAUGCCCGUGCGUGUUCACUGCCUUCCUGCUGGGACCGCCCUGUGGCAGCCUCUGCCCUGUGAGCGGAGCUUCCAGUGGCUGCUUCUGCAUGCCUGGUGUCCUGGGCGGUGCAGUCCUGGGUGAUGGCAACAGGCAGGGGGCUCAGUCCUAACCCCAGAGGAGGAGGGGCUUUCUGAAGGGGUGAGGGCUUCAUGUGCUCCCCACCCA
Messenger RNA from Phyllostomus hastatus (greater spear-nosed bat), 2076 nucleotides. RefSeq names its product zinc finger MYND-type containing 19 (gene ZMYND19). The record is from RefSeq and is a predicted model, not a curated record. Bases 225 to 908 code for a protein of 227 amino acids. Lineage: Eukaryota; Metazoa; Chordata; Mammalia; Chiroptera; Phyllostomidae. The transcript has 6 exons.